AAUCUUGUAAUUUGUAAACACUAACAUGGCUGUUAUUGGCUUGGUGCUGUUUUUUAUCACAAUUUUUGUUAAAGUGACAACUGCUCAAAGUAAUGUUGCAAGUGAAUUUAAAGUUGGUUUUUUCAGGCAGUUCUCAUCAACAAGUCGUAUUGAUAUGAUAAUACUAACAGAAAGCAUAUCUCCAGUUCAGUUCAGUAUCUCAUCUCUUAAUGGAUCCAUUCACAAUGGAACUACUACAAGAGAUACUCCUGCUAUUGUGACUUUACCAUCAACUCUACAGGUUCGUGAGACUACCUAUGAUUAUCGUCAACUUGGUCUCCUUGUUACAUCACCUCCUGAUAAACCUAUCUCUGUUGUAUUGGUUGGAUGGACAAUAGACCCUCGUUCAACAUACCUUGCACUUCCAUGCAUUGAAUACAUUGAACAUCAACCUGAUCAGGAAUAUAUUUAUUAUGGUAUAUCAAAUGAUCACAAGAAAGCUAAUACUCCCUUGUCCGACUAUUAUAGCCAAAUACUUCUUGUUGGUUGUAGAGGCAAUACUACAGUGACUAUCACUCCUACUCAUGAUGUACAAUUACCUGAUAAUCCUCAAUCAUCUACCAGUUCUACUAUCAAUGUUGCUGCUGGAUCAAGUCAUACCAUCACACUUCAUUCAUUGCAGACUUUAUUGAUAGGUGCACCUAAUGUUGAUCUCAGUGGAACAAAAAUUGUCUCUAAUUACCCACUGACUGUUGUAGGGGGGCACGACUGCACUAGAGUCCAAGGCGAUACUGUUGCUUGUGAUCCUAUCAGUACUCAGAUACCACCUACUAUCAAUUGGGGAACACAGUUUCUUCUUACUCCACUCUACGAUCUUGCUGCUGGACAACAGUUCAAAGUAUUAGCAUCCGAUGAUGACACUGAGCUAAAUGUAACCUGUGACAAUUAUUCUAUUAAUGAAUACUUAGAGAACGAAGGUAACUUUACAACGAUUAAUAUCGAGUCAGGGAAAUUUUGUACUUUAGUGUGUAGUGAACCUUGCUAUGUUGCUGAACUGGCAUUUAGUCGUCAUUAUUUUCCAGAUUUUAAUGGCGAUCCUUUAUUAAUGACAGUUCCACCCAUCAGUCAGUAUCCCCACUCUGUUACAUUCACUACACUACCUGAUGUGCCAACUAAUUUCUAUAGUAUAGCAGUACCUGCUGAUUCUUAUUUCGAUUGUGAUAUAAUCAUUAAUGGUGUUCUUACCACAUUAAACUGGACACCAAUCAGAGAUACUAAUGGAGUUAUCACUGGAUAUGGAUACAAUACUACAGCCAGUGGUUCCUAUACUAUUGCUCAUAGUAAUCCUAAUGGCAGGAUAUAUGUAAACGCUUAUGGAUUUGAUAAGUUUGGAGGAUAUGGCUACAUAACAGGAACAUUAUUACAACAAUAUGACAAUGAUUCCCACUUUGUUUUGUCUGCUAGACUAUAUACUCCUUCAUCAUUUAAUUGUUCAACUGUUGAAAGGACAACCACACCAACUGGUAAUGAGAUUAAUGGAGCCAAAAUACCUCUCAUUAUAAGUGGUGGGGCUAUUACCAUUGCCAUUUGUGUAGUCUGUGCUAUAACCUUUGGAAUACUAGUGAUACAUAGAAAAUAUCACAAAACAGAUUCAGUACAAGAGCCUAUAUACGAUACAAUAACUGAUGGGCCAAUCUACAUACAGAUUCUUCCAAGUAAACCAAAACCUCGUCCUGGUCAUCAAAUUUAA
Molecule: messenger RNA, 1729 nt
Organism: Amphimedon queenslandica
Lineage: Eukaryota; Metazoa; Porifera; Demospongiae; Haplosclerida; Niphatidae
Exons: 2
Coding region: 26-1729 (567 amino acids)
Source: RefSeq, a predicted model, not a curated record